This is a messenger RNA of Pseudomassariella vexata, 2754 nucleotides long. Its product is annotated as coatomer subunit gamma-2. Gene Ontology annotation, cellular component: Golgi membrane; endoplasmic reticulum-Golgi intermediate compartment; COPI vesicle coat. Lineage: Eukaryota; Fungi; Ascomycota; Sordariomycetes; Amphisphaeriales; Pseudomassariaceae. The transcript has 5 exons. The coding region runs from base 1 to 2754 and encodes 917 amino acids. Gene Ontology annotation, biological process: intra-Golgi vesicle-mediated transport; intracellular protein transport; protein secretion. The record is from RefSeq and is a predicted model, not a curated record. Gene Ontology annotation, molecular function: structural molecule activity.
AUGAGUUACGGCAAAAAAGACGAAGAUGCCGACCUUGGCUUGGUCAAGGUCGACCGCACUCAGGUAUUCCAAGAAGCUCGACUAUUCAACAGUUCGCCCAUCCAACCCCGAAGAUGUCGAAUCCUCUUGACCAAGAUUGCCCUUUUACUCUACACGGGCGAGAAGUUCCCGACCAACGAAGCCACAACCCUAUUCUUCGGCAUCUCGAAGCUGUUCCAGAACAAAGAUGCCAGCUUGCGACAGAUGGUCCACCUCGUCAUCAAGGAACUGGCUUCUUCUGCUGAGGACAUAAUUAUGGUGACAAGUACCAUCAUGAAGGACACGGGUGGCAGCACCGAUGCAAUUUACAGACCUAAUGCCAUUCGGGCCCUGUGCCGGAUUAUAGAUGCGACCACGGUUCAGUCCAUUGAACGGGUUAUGAAGACGGCAAUUGUCGACAAGAACCCCUCGGUCUCCUCCGCAGCCCUUAUUUCCUCCUACCACCUUCUCCCGAUCGCCAAGGAUGUUGUUCGACGAUGGCAAUCUGAGACGCAGGAGGCCGCUGCUUCGACCAAGUCCUCAGGCGGUUUCUCGCUCGGUUUCUCGUCCUCAUCGGCCGCAAUGCCUGUCAAUAACUCCACAAUGGCCCAAUACCACGCCAUUGGCCUACUCUACCAAAUGCGGUCGCACGACAGAAUGGCAUUGGUCAAGAUGGUACAACAGUUUGGCGCCGCUGGUGCUGUCAAGAGCCCUGCUGCGAUUGUGAUGUUGGUACGACUAGCAGCACAGCUGGCCGAGGAGGAUUCUUCGCUACGGAAACCCAUGAUGACAUUGCUUGAUGGUUGGUUGAGACACAAGAGUGAGAUGGUCAAUUUCGAGGCCGCCAAGGCUAUCUGCGACAUGCGCGACGUCACAGACGCCGAGGUCACCCAGGCUGUCCACGUCUUGCAACUGUUCCUGUCUUCGCCCCGAGCUGUCACCAAGUUUGCGGCUCUCCGAAUCCUCCACAACUUCGCCUCCUUCAAGCCGCAUGCCGUCAACUCUUGCAACCCCGAUAUUGAACUUCUCAUAUCCAAUGGCAACCGUUCCAUCGCCACUUUCGCCAUCACUACUCUCUUGAAGACUGGCAACGAAGCGAGCGUGGACCGUCUGAUGAAGCAAAUUACUGGAUUCAUGUCUGAGAUUACCGAUGAGUUCAAGAUCACCAUUGUCGAGGCCAUUCGAACACUGUGCUUGAAGUUCCCAAGCAAGCAGGCUGGCAUGCUUGCUUUCCUCAGUGGUAUUCUGCGAGAUGAGGGCGGCUACGAAUUCAAGCGCGCAGUCGUAGAAAGCAUGUUCGACCUGAUCAAGUUUGUUCCAGACUCCAAGGAGGAUGCACUUGCUCACCUCUGCGAAUUCAUCGAGGACUGCGAGUUCACCAAGUUGGCCGUCCGAAUUCUGCACCUCCUCGGUCUCGAGGGGCCGAAGACCACCCACCCCACAAAGUACAUCCGUUAUAUCUACAACCGAGUUGUGCUAGAGAAUGCCAUUGUCAGAGCCGCGGCUGUGACCGCUCUGGCCAAGUUUGGUGUUGGACAAAAGGACCCCGAAGUCAAGCGCAGUGUCGAUGUUCUCUUGACCAGAUGUUUAGACGAUGUAGACGACGAAGUCCGUGAUCGCGCAGCUUUGAACCUGCGAUUAAUGCAUGAGGAAGAUGAAAUGGCAGAACGUUUUAUCAAGAGUGAAACUAUGUUCUCUCUCCCAUAUUUCGAGCACCAACUUGUCAUGUAUGUCACGUCCGAUGACAAGGAUAGUUUCGAUUCACCCUUCGACAUCAACAAGAUACCGGUGGUUACCCGUGAACAAGCAGAUGCCGAGGACCGGACUAAGAAGCUCACCGCCUCGACACCCUCGCUCAAGCCCCCAAAGACCGGACCGUCCAAGGCUACUCCAAGCGGUGCGGACGCACAAGCCUCGGCCGCCGCGGCUGCCCAGAAGUACGCCCAGGAGCUCAUGGCAAUUCCGGAGAUGAACGAAUUCGGUAGUGUUCUAAAAUCCUCUACUGUCACUGAACUUACCGAGGCUGAGACCGAGUACGUUGUCUCCGUCAUCAAGCACAUUUUCAAGGAGCACAUUGUUCUCCAAUACGAGGUCAAGAACACCCUUCCGGCAACUGUGCUGGAGAAUGUGUCCGUGGUUGCUGCACCUUCGGAAGAGGAAGAACUUGAGGAGGUCUUCAUCAUCCAGGCCGAAAAGCUUGCUACAGAUGAGCCUGGCAAGAUUUAUGUGGCGUUCAAGAAGGUGAACGGCGAGGCAUCUAUGCCUACAAGCACCUUCUCGAACAUACUCAGGUUCAACCUCAAGGAAAUCGACCCCUCAACCAACGAGCCAGAGGAGGAAGGCUACGAUGACGAGUAUGAGGUGGGCGAGUUUGACCUUGCUGGCAGCGACUAUGUGAUCCCGGCAUUCGCAGGUAACUUUGCACACAUCUGGGAGCAGGUUGGAGCCGCAGGGGACGAAGCGGAAGAGACUUUCCAGUUGUCAGGGGCCAACAGCAUUGCAGACGCAACAGAACAACUGGCCAAGACGUUGUCAUUACAGCCGCUGGAGGGAACCGACGUACCGGUAAACCAAACGACACAUCAACUUAAGUUGUUGGGCAAGACGGUGAAUGGUGGCCGAGUGCUGGCUAACAUCAGGAUGGCGUACUCAUCGAAAUCUGGUGUGACGACCAAGAUGGUAGUGCGCAGCGAAGAAGAAGGGGUGGCUGCUAUGGUGGUGGCAUCAGUCGCUUAA